Messenger RNA from Acipenser ruthenus (sterlet), 4542 nucleotides. Its product is annotated as casein kinase I. Gene Ontology annotation, cellular component: cytoplasm; plasma membrane; nucleus. NCBI's taxonomy places the organism in Eukaryota, Metazoa, Chordata, Actinopteri, Acipenseriformes, Acipenseridae. Gene Ontology annotation, biological process: positive regulation of canonical Wnt signaling pathway; signal transduction; peptidyl-serine phosphorylation. The record is from RefSeq and is a predicted model, not a curated record. Gene Ontology annotation, molecular function: protein serine/threonine kinase activity; ATP binding. The transcript has 14 exons. Bases 537 to 1913 code for a protein of 458 amino acids.
UAACCUACCCCCUCCCUCCUGCUGCUGGAUUAUUUCCGCUCAGCUCUUUCUUGACUCGGAACGUUUUCUUUUCAAACCUCCCCAGAUUGGCCAUCUUUUUAAACUCACUUAUCACUACAAAAUAAGAAAAGAGAAGCUUGUUAUUUACUUUGUUAUUGUCACCGCCCAAUAAGGACAAUGACAACCUUCUGGCUGCUUUCUUCAAAUCCAUAACGGUCUUUCACAGCACAGAACCAUUUGCUGGCAGGAUUAACGUGUGCUGUAUCGCGGUAGUCCCAGGAUCUUCCAUUCAUCUGCAUAGGAAGAUUAAAGCAGCCAACCCUCUGCGAAUGGGAUGAAUAUGCUGCUCUGGGCUGUCCAUCGACUGCACUUUAGUGAUUGAACCACUCGGGCAGCUGCGGUUCCCAGUCAUGCUCCCAAUGCCAGAGUUUACAGUCUGAGCUGCUUUUUUUUUUUUCUGGGGGGGGGGGGCGGGGUGGGAGGGUGGCCCGACGGAUUAGAACAUUUUCUUCAAAGUGGAGUACCGUAAACUUGAUAUGGACAGUAAAAAGAAAGACAAGGACAAACCUGAAGACAGGAUGGCGAGGCCGAGUGGACGGUCGGGUGGUCACAACUCACGGGGCAGCAGCUCCUCCAACUCGGGAGUCCUCAUGGUAGGACCCAACUUUCGUGUGGGCAAAAAAAUAGGAUGUGGCAAUUUUGGAGAACUUAGAUUAGGUAAAAAUUUGUACACAAAUGAAUAUGUUGCAAUUAAGCUGGAACCAAUGAAGUCCAGGGCCCCACAAUUACACUUGGAAUACAGAUUCUACAAGCAGUUAGGAUCAGGAGAUGGGGUACCUCAGGUUUAUUAUUUCGGGCCAUGUGGAAAAUACAAUGCAAUGGUGCUUGAACUACUGGGACCUAGUUUGGAAGACCUGUUUGAUCUCUGUGACAGGACGUUUUCACUUAAAACAGUUCUUAUGAUAGUGAUACAACUGAUUACCCGAAUGGAGUAUGUCCACUCAAAAAACUUGAUAUACAGAGAUGUUAAACCAGAGAACUUCUUAAUAGGAAGACCGGGUAGCAAAAACCAGCAAAUUAUUCACAUUAUAGAUUUUGGUCUUGCAAAGGAAUACAUUGAUCCAGAGACAAAGAAGCACAUCCCUUACAGAGAACACAAGAGCCUUACUGGAACAGCCAGAUACAUGAGCAUAAACACACAUUUAGGAAAAGAACAAAGUAGGAGAGAUGAUCUGGAAGCGCUAGGUCACAUGUUUAUGUAUUUCCUCAGAGGCAGCCUUCCCUGGCAAGGUCUAAAGGCAGACACUUUAAAAGAAAGGUAUCAGAAAAUAGGGGACACAAAGAGGUCGACGCCAAUAGAAGUAUUAUGUGAGAAUUUUCCAGAGGAGAUGUCUACCUACCUACGCUAUGUUAGAAGGUUGGACUUCUUUGAAAAACCAGACUAUGACUAUUUGCGGAAGCUCUUUACAGACUUGCUUGAUCGAAGGGGUUUUAUGUUCGAUUACGAGUACGACUGGGUUGGCAAACAACUUCCGACUCCAGUGGGGCCAGUUCAAACAGAUGCUGCACUGUCUUCUUCAAACAGAGAUGCACAUCAGCACAAGGAUAAAACGCAGCAAGCCAAAACUCAGUCGACAGAACACAGGGCAGCUUGGGAGCCCCAGCAGACCAAUUCCCACCAAUUGAGAGCUGACCUAGCAGCUGACAGACAUGGUGGCUCGGUACAGGUGGUUAGCUCAACAAACGGGGAGCUGAACACAGACGACCCAACCGCAGGACACUCGAAUGCACCCAUCACAGCACCUGCAGAAGUAGAAGUAAUGGAUGAGACAAACUGCCAGAAAGUGUUGAACAUGUGGUGCUGUUGCUUUUUCAAGCGAAGAAAAAGGAAAACAAUUCAGCGUCACAAAUGACUGUGGAAGCGCGCAGACCAUGGGGAAUUACUUACAUGUUCAUCUGCUGUCUCGUGAUAAUAAAAACCAUCUCUGCAGUGACAACAAAAAAACAUUCUCCAAGGAUUCCUCCUAAAAUUUGUUGCGCCAGUUUGUUAGGUUUAGUUGUCUUCAGUUGUUUGUUUUUUUUUUGUUUGUUUUUUUUUAAUAUAAAUUCAUCCCAGUCAUCUGGAAGCUUUAAAGAUUCAUUGAGAUAUAACUAUUUAUUUUGGAAUUUAAAUUGUAAUACCAAGGUGCGCGCUGUGUCCCUGGCAUUUGGCAACAUUAUUUGAUAAGCGUAUAAGGGGAUAUAUAUUUAUAUAUUUCCAAGUCAUAUAUGUAGGGAAAACAUUGCAGUGAAUUUUACAAUGAUAAAACCCAUGGAUAUAUUGCUAACUGAUUGUAAGAACAAUCGGAGGGAGGGCGGGGGAGGGGGAGGAGCAGAAGGAUAUAAAUAUAUUUUUUUUCCAUCUUCAUUGCCAAUUUAUUUAGUUUUUUGUUAAUGCACUGAUUUUAUUUUAUUUUUCAGUAGUGAUGGUACUGUACAUUUUGUGUUUUGGUGAAGCAUUACAUUCUUUAUUCUUUCUGCAAUGCAAUUGGUACAGUCACUGUCCAGAGGUACCUAGGAACAAGUGAACAGAGAUGCAGAUUUUUUUUCGACAGAUGGUGGACCUGAGUGCGUCUUCUGCAGUACACACAGCAUGGGAUGGCCCUGGACUCAAAUCGUACUUCAGUUGUACCUUGAAUGGAAGUACAGUGUAGUAGAAACAGCAGCAUGUGCUUGUACAAUUUUACAAACUGUUUGUAUUGUGACUUGUGCUUCCUGAAGAAUUUUGUUUGAGAUGGAACGAUACAAUACGUUAGCAGAGAGGCGUGUGCUUAAAACUUAAAGAAAUAAAUCAAUCAAUCAAUCAAUUACACGUUUUAGGGAAUGAAGUUCAGAUCUGGAGCAAAAAGGGACGUUGGGAUUCAUUGAUGAAUGUAUACCUGGACAAUGUUGGCGUAGCGUUAGACCAAAAUGUCUCUUAAAACUGGAGCUUAUGCCUGUUGCUGGACAACACUGAUCACCCUCCGUUAGAUGACAACCUGGAUGUGCCAUGAAAUGGUGUUUAACUCUGCCUGUACAAUAAUUUGCGCUUUGGUGCAUGGUAUACCAAGAACACAAUGAAAGUGGGUCAGAUAAUACUGCCUUCUGCAUACAUUCGGUGUGGUACCGAAGCUCUGCUCUAAACCUCUGAUACUGCCAGGUAGUAUUGACCGUCAGAGACAAAGGAUGGGCCUGGUACCCCUCCCCCUCCCCCCCCCCCCCCCCCCCCCACAGUCCCUUGAAGUGCCUGCAUUAUGAACAAACCAGCUCUUCUUCGAUAAAAGGCGAUUCAUUCCACUUUCCAUUCUGUGCUUUGACUUGGACAAUAAUGGAAAAAUGUGUGCAAAGAGGUUAUAGACCUUUUUUUUUUUUUCUUGAGAAAACAAGAGUGUAAUAGCUGAGUAGUGGGAGAAGAAAACCACAAGUGACUGCUGUCAAUUUAGUGAAAUUAAAAUUGAAAUGGUCCAGAAACAACUAGACCACAAAUUAAUAUUUGUACAGUAUUUACAGGUUUUACCCAAUCGGGACACAGAAUAGUUAACACUUGUAUUGUGCCAUUCGAAGUUGAGUGCAGAAAGUGAUGAGCUGAAGCCUCUAUGCACGCACACCUUUGAAUUCAUUAUUGUAUUUAGAUUACAGGGAUCCUUGUUUUCUGCUUUGUAAAUUUUUAUUUCCCCUUUAAUAGCCAGCCAUGCAGUAGAUUGGCUUGAGAGUGGUCUUAUGAUUUGUGUAUUAACCUGUAAUCUAAUAGUCCUCCAUCUCUGUGGCAUUCACUCCACAGUAUUUGCUCUUUCAGGAAAUCUUGCAUUGCUUUGUUUUGAGUCUGUAUGGAGUGUUUUCUUGUAUCAUUUAAUCAGAAAUGUCAGAACUAGCUCAUUUUAAUGUUUAAUAAUGUCUUGCAUUGAAAAGCCAUUUUGCUGUAAAUUCCUGUUUUUGGGCUACAAAUUAUAAAAAAUAUAGUUGGGAGGGUGGGGGGGCUCUUAGUAGACCACACUGAAACCACCUCAGUCUCUGCAGUAUUUGACCAAAUCUUUCUUUUACCCUCUAAUUGUGUGUAAAUGUGUGUAGUAUGAUUUCUGUAUUCAUAAGGUCAUACUUUACUUUUUUAGUUUAUUUUUUUUUGUAGGUCCCCUUUUUGCCUGUACAGUGUUUAUACAAUCUGGACUUGUCACAGGUAGCAAGGUGUGUGUCUCUGUGUGUGUAGAAUUAAUCUAAUUAUGGACUAUAAGCUUAACAAAAUACAUCUUUUCAUUUUCCUGCAAUUGAGACCAGUGCAUAUACACCUGCUUGUUAGCAAUAUUUCAAGUAAUGUGUUUGUAUGCCCAGGAAGUUUUUCUGGCAUUGCAUAUUGGUCAUGAUUGGGUAACGCAGCUGUGUUUCGUUUAGGACGACAAUAUUGUGCAUUCAUUGCUUUCCUGUUCAUACUAAUGAAGUCAAAUUUGCCUGACUGUCUAAGUAAUGUACUACAUCCCUGUUUAAGAAUAUGUAACUGAGGAAACAAUUAAUAAAAGUAGUUUUUUUAAA